This is a messenger RNA of Alnus glutinosa, 528 nucleotides long. RefSeq lists its product as uncharacterized. The record is from RefSeq and is a predicted model, not a curated record. The transcript has a single exon. Lineage: Eukaryota; Viridiplantae; Streptophyta; Magnoliopsida; Fagales; Betulaceae. Bases 1 to 528 code for a protein of 175 amino acids.
AUGGAUUGGUGGUCCCUUAUUUGGUUCAAUCAAGCUAUUCCAAAAAAGGCCUUCUUGCUUUGGUUGGCUGUUCGUAAUAGGCUCACAACGGUUGAUCGCCUUCCGACUUGGGGAUACAAAGGUGAUACUCAAUGCUGUUUUUGCAGACAUGGUACUGAAAGCAGAGAUCAUCUAUUUUUCAAUUGCAGCUUUAGCUCUCAGAUUUGGGAGAUUUGUAUGAAAAGACGUAAUUUUUCGAAUCCCCUUCUUGACUGGCAGAAUGUGGUAGAAGAAUGUAGUAGGAAGUGUAUUUCGAAGAAGCUGAAAAGUGUUCUCUGUAGGCUGGUUUUGAGCUCCAGUGUUUACAAUAUAUGGAGAGCUAGAAAUGAGAUUAAGCAUAAUGGAAGACCAAAAACAGAGGAGCAGAUUCUUAGAAGUAUUUUUCCGGAAGUAAGGACUAGAAUUUCUGGCAAAGGCAACUUCAAGAAGAAUGAAGAGAAUGUCAAUAUUUGCCUAAGCUGGAAUAUUGAUUUGUCUAUACCGGUUUGA